Molecule: messenger RNA, 1673 nt
Organism: Oryza sativa Japonica Group (Japanese rice)
Lineage: Eukaryota; Viridiplantae; Streptophyta; Magnoliopsida; Poales; Poaceae
Product: transcription repressor OFP3
Biological process (GO): negative regulation of DNA-templated transcription
Source: RefSeq, a predicted model, not a curated record
GGAAAGCUCUACUACGCCUCUAUGGCCCCAGCAUCAAAGUUCAAACUCCAAGUCCCAAUAGCAGCACAAGGGGCAAAAAAAAAAAGAAUUUGCAUGCACAUGUACACCACACAGGCACACACCACGGAACCUCACAUACGGACAUACCAUUGCACAGUCCAUCGCUUAGCCGCCAAAACCCUCCCCACUUUAAAAGCGUUGCAACUCCCUCGUCUCUCCUCACACUCCAAGGUCACUCACACACACGGGCAGACACACCAAGAACCUGGUGCCUGGUGGUAGCAAGCGAGCCAUGAAGUGGGGGCUUAGAAGUAGUAGACACAACCAGAGAGAGAAGCAGCAGCGCACACAAGAGGAAGAGCACAAGCACGAGCAGCAAGAGGACAAGGGCAACAAGAGCAGGGCGGCCUUCCUGUCCUUCUCGCCGCUCGCGUGGCUCUCGAAGCUCACGGCCAAGAACAAUGCUGCUGCCGCUAAACCGAAGCCUGCCGCGCCGGCCGACAAGAGCGCCGUCGCCGCCACUGGCGGAUUCCCUUCUUGCUUCUUCAAGGGCGCGAGCUCGAGCACGAGCACGAGCGUGAGCUUGAGCUCGAGCGCGGCGUCGCAGAGCAGCCUGGCGGAUUCCUCGCCCGCUGACCACCAGGCGCCGCGCCGCCUCUCGGUUGGCAACGACGGCGACACCGCCGAGGCUGCGGCCGCGCGGCAGCUGUACCACCGCCGCCGCCAUUACUCGGUCGGCGGCGACCGGGACCUCCAAACCCUCCGCAACCUCAUCCCGUUCUCCCGGGCCGCUUCUCCGAUCCCGGUGCCUGCUCCGUUCGUCCCGGCGCUGAAGACGACGCCGCCGCUGCUGCCGUCCGACACGGACGAGGAGAAGCGGCCGCGGAGCCGCCGGCGCCGGCGCCGCAGCGGCGGCGGCGGGCGGCGGUCGUUCUCCGGGAGGACCCCGGGCGCGCGGGUGGCUGCCACCGUGCGCGUGCGGUCCCCGCGUCGCGUGGCGUCGGCGGCGGCGGCGGCGGUGUCGGAGCUGGAGCGGUUCGCGGUGGUGCGCCGGACGAGCGACCCGCAGCGGGAGUUCCGCGCGUCGAUGGUGGAGAUGAUCGCGAGCAAGCGCAUCGGCCGGCCGGAAGAGCUGGAGACGCUCCUGGCGUGCUACCUCUCGCUCAACGCCGACGAGCACCACGACUGCAUCGUCAAGGUGUUCCGGCAGGUCUGGUUCGAGCUCAACCCCGCCCGCGUCGCCGCCGUUGCGCCGCCGCGCAGCUGAUGUACGUUCUUCUUCCUCGGCACCAUGGAGCAUCGGAGCGUGCUUGCCUAGCUAGUUGACGUGGAUGCUGCUGAUUCCAAUCAUUUGCUCCAUUCGAAGCGGACGUGCCUACGUGGAUCUUUGCACGCGUGGCUGCUAAAAGCUGUGUCACGCAGCAGAGUGCGCACGCUUUGAGGUGUUUGUUUAACUUGCGCGCAUUGGAUGCUGGAGUGUAAAGCUCGAGCUUAUUAUACUCUUGCUGUUUGUAAUGGUGCUUUUGUUAUGUAAGCUAGAGAAAUGCAUGGGGCAACGCUGGCUAGUUUUAUCUCCACAAGGCUCCAGCACAAUAAUUUGGCGGUUUAUCUGGCGAAAGAUUCCAAAUUUCCCAGUUUCCAGAAUUCAAAUGGCUCCAGGGUGCAGGACUGCA